Molecule: messenger RNA, 1305 nt
Organism: Nanorana parkeri
Lineage: Eukaryota; Metazoa; Chordata; Amphibia; Anura; Dicroglossidae
Gene: RNF169
Product: ring finger protein 169
Exons: 2
Biological process (GO): double-strand break repair
Cellular component (GO): site of double-strand break; nucleus
Molecular function (GO): nucleosome binding; ubiquitin-protein transferase activity
Source: RefSeq, a predicted model, not a curated record
CGCAGUCAGAGCUGCACCGACACCGUGACCGAUGCCCCGCCUCCAAUGUGGCGGAGAGCCGCCCAGUCUCAGCAGACGAGGGUUCCCGGUAAUAACGGCAGCUUGGCAGGUGUCGCCGGCGUCCUGUUGUCUACAGAGAACAGCCGGUCGUUCUCGGCUCCCGUCCUCACCUCGGAAAGACGUCUCGCCAUCAGCUCUCUGAACUCUUUCACGCCCUUGCAUAAGCCGGAAAGGUCCAUCAGCCCGGAGAGCAACGACAGCAUUUCCGAGGAGCUCAACCACUUCAAGCCAAUCGUCUGCUCUCCUUGCACGCCGCCGAAGAAACUUCCGGACGGAAGAGUCCUGAGUCCCGUCAUCAUCAAAUCAACGCCCAGAAACCUGAGACGGAACCUGCAGAAGCCUACCUCCUACGAGGCCAGUCCCAUGGUAUUAAAGAAAUGGGAGCAGGUUUUCCAGGACCGCCAGAUGAAGAGGACUCUCUCCAAAGGCACCCUGACCACAUCCGUUGAAGAAGAUGGGCCGUCUCUUAGAAAGCCGGAGACCGCGAGCAAAGGAGCGGCGGCAUGCCAAAUUACAUUUAGUGACGUCGGUCCGGCUGGAGAUGUUGAAUUGCCGCCCCAUUGCAGCAGAGAAGAUGUGUCGCGAGCAAAUUGUGAUUCAAAGGAGCAGUCGUCGCCUUGCGGCAAUUGUUUCCGGAACGCCGAACCUGCAACACGGAGGGGCUUUGCUGAUGCAGCUGUCAAUGUGCAGGUCGGCACCAAGUCCAGGUUGGCGACUCGGCUGACCUCUAGCAGAAAGACAAUUUCCACAUGUAAGUGUUUGGUGGCCAAGCCCAUGAAAUCCUCUUUGAAACGGGCGCACAAGAAAACGUCCCAGUCCAUUGGGGUGCAGAACGGCUCCUGUUUCUCUACCACGGAGGCCAUCAGCCUGGCCUUCCCUCCACGCAGAGGGCAAAAGAGACGCUGCAAAACGAAGCACUUAGAGCAGAACGGCGGCCUCAAGCGGCUAAGGGUGGCUUGUCGGAGCGGUCAGGGCGGCUUAGAGAGGAUCUGGAGGAAAAAGCUGAAUCAAGAGGAGGAGGACAAAAAACUGGCUCUGAAACUUCAGCAGAUAUUCGACAAGGAAAGCCGCAGGGUGAAGCGCUGCAAGGGGAGCCGGGACGAAUAUCCUCUGCGCUCCAAAAGCACCGCCGGCGCAAACUAGAUCUCAUUUCUGCCUUUUUCUAGAUGAAUACAAAUAUCCAAAAUGACUAUCGGAGAAUUAUUUUUUCUAAUUUUCUAUUUUUGGACUACAAUAAAAAGAGGA